Styela clava is the source of this 1789-nucleotide messenger RNA. RefSeq names its product serine/threonine-protein phosphatase PP1-beta catalytic subunit. Gene Ontology annotation, molecular function: protein serine/threonine phosphatase activity. Gene Ontology annotation, cellular component: nucleus; cytoplasm. The record is from RefSeq and is a predicted model, not a curated record. Lineage: Eukaryota; Metazoa; Chordata; Ascidiacea; Stolidobranchia; Styelidae.
GAAUCAAUUGGCACAACUAACGAUUUAUGAUUUAUUUUGAAUUUUCAUUCUAGUCUAUCAUCUAGUUAUUGAUUUUAAAAUAUUUAAAGAACAUGGCAGACAGUGAACUAGAUGUUGAUGGAUUAAUAAAACGCCUUCUUGAUGUUCGUGGGGGCAGACCGGGGAGAACAGUACAAAUGACAGAAGCAGAAAUUAAAGGUCUUUGUAUCAAAUCAAGAGAAAUAUUUUUAAGUCAACCUAUUCUUUUGGAGUUGGAAGCACCAUUGAAAAUAUGUGGAGACAUCCACGGACAGUAUACAGAUCUAUUACGUUUAUUCGAGUAUGGUGAUUUUCCGCCAGAUUCUAAUUACCUUUUCCUCGGUGAUUAUGUGGAUCGAGGAAAACAAUCUCUAGAAUGUAUUUGUUUGUUAUUGGCAUACAAGAUCAAAUAUCCUGAAAACUUUUUUCUACUUCGAGGGAAUCAUGAAUGUGCCAGCAUCAAUCGUAUAUAUGGAUUUCAUGAUGAAUGUAAACGUCGAUUCAACAUAAAACUUUGGAAAACUUUCACCGAUUGCUUCAAUUGUCUUCCUAUAGCUGCUAUUAUUGAUGAAAAAAUAUUUUGUUGUCAUGGAGGAUUGUCGCCCGAUUUACAAACUAUGGAUCAGAUUCGUAGGAUAAUGAGGCCAACAGAUGUUCCAGACACAGGACUUCUAUGUGAUUUAUUGUGGGCUGAUCCAGACAAAGACAUAGCUGGUUGGGGCGAAAAUGACAGGGGAGUUUCAUUUACAUUUGGCCAAGAUAUUGUCAGCAAGUUUUUAAACAGACAUGAUUUAGACUUGAUAUGCAGAGCUCAUCAGGUUGUUGAAGAUGGAUAUGAGUUCUUUGCAAAACGCCAACUGAUCACACUGUUCUCUGCACCUAACUAUUGCGGAGAAUUUGAUAAUGCCGGUGGUAUGAUGAGUAUUGAUGAGACAUUACUCUGCUCAUUUCAGAUAUUGAAACCUGCUGAGAAGAAAGCCAAAUAUCAAUAUGGAGGGUUGAACUCUGGAAGGCCGAUAACUCCUCCAAACAAAAUUAAUUCAGGAAAAAAAUGAUUUGAAAAAGAAGUGUUUUCAAAUAAACAAUACUGCACUUCCAUGUACUGAACAUGCUACACGUAUGCAUGCACAUAACAGUAUUUACCACUAUAAAAUAAAGAUGUAACGUUGUAUGGUAGCAUUGCAGUUGCAAGAGUCAUUGAUGCUUGUACAGAAAUUAUAUAUACAUACUUUCUUUUUCUUCUUAAUAACAUCAACAAGGAGUCAAUAUAUAUACCUGUAGCUAUUCAAACUAGAGGAUAAAAUAUAACUGUAAGAUGCCCAAAUUCUAUGAUUUGCAAAAAAAUUUGAAUAUGUCAUGGUUUUACGUGCAAUUGAUUAAACGUUGAUUAAGCACAGGAAUUCUGGCCGUCAGUUACUCAAUGUGUAUAAGUGGAUUAAACAAAAAUAAGCUGUUUCAUCAAUGUUCACUGCAUGUUUCCAUCUGAUUCCUAAAAACAUAUGCUGCAUUUAUUUAUCACUCUAACAUGGCUAUUCAGAUUGAUUGUUUCCCUUUAUUGCUAUAAACCUUCAAGCAAUGGUACCAAACAUUAAGUAGAUUACACUAUUAACCAUGAGAAAAGUCAUACUGUCUUUGGGCAGGUUUUAUCAGGAAAAUUCUACAAAUUUUAUUUUAUUUUCCUGUCUUACACAGCAUUAUUGUUGAUUAACCAAAUAAUUCAAAUUGUGGAGCUCGAUGCCACAUUUUUAUUUGACUGACAUUUCCUGCAAAU